Messenger RNA from Pochonia chlamydosporia 170, 582 nucleotides. RefSeq lists its product as hypothetical. The record is from RefSeq and is a predicted model, not a curated record. Lineage: Eukaryota; Fungi; Ascomycota; Sordariomycetes; Hypocreales; Clavicipitaceae. The transcript has a single exon. Bases 1 to 582 code for a protein of 193 amino acids.
AUGAAACGCCGAAUGGGCAUCAGAAGCUGGGUCGCUGAGUCCUCAACCUCAGUGAUUCCCUCCUUUCUCCCUCCUUGCUCCAAUGGUCCACCAACGAGUCCACCAGAAGGCCCCAAACGCCGGGAAGGCUGCAGCAAAGACCCGAAGACGUCGAGGCUACUUUUGACAAGCCAAUCAAAACGAGUAACAGGGGGUUGCAACGACUGGUUCAUGGAUGGCCAGACAUGCGACAUGCAGACGCCAGGUUGGCGGCAAAACUUGGUCUUCAAGGUUGCUAGGCUGGCAAGAAGCCAUGAAAGUCAUAUCCGGUCUUGCCCAGCCAUAGUAUCUGGGCAUUUGACCACCAGCUCAGCUCCCUGGGCUCGGCGGUGCCUCGACUUCUCACCAGCCCUCCGCUCAGUUGACUGCCAACUCACUACCGGAAUUAGUUCUGGUGCUACCGGCCGGUGCUGCGGACCCAACAUUUUGCAGAAGUCAGGGCACGGUUGGAAAGCCGGGGCCUGGAGCUUCAGGGGCUGCCAUCAUCCCAGAAUUUUGACAGUCAUGUCUCGCCUCGUUGUGGCACUUGAUAAAACCUGUUGA